Molecule: messenger RNA, 1836 nt
Organism: Plasmodium gaboni
Lineage: Eukaryota; Apicomplexa; Aconoidasida; Haemosporida; Plasmodiidae
Product: golgi re-assembly stacking protein 1
Exons: 2
Coding region: 1-1836 (611 amino acids)
Biological process (GO): Golgi organization
Cellular component (GO): Golgi apparatus
Molecular function (GO): protein binding
Source: RefSeq, a predicted model, not a curated record
AUGGGAGCAGGACAAACGAAGGAAAUUAUGGGUGGAUAUAGAAUUCUUAGGAUAUCAGAAAAUAGCCCCUGUUCCAAUAUUGGCCUCGAAAUAUUUUUUGAUUACAUAAUUCAAAUAGACGAUUUGAAAUUAUUAGAUUCUUCUAAAGGUACCUAUGAACAUUUUAUUGAAAAGAUAAAACUUCAUGAGAAUAAAGAAUUAACUUUAGAUGUUUAUAAUUGUAGAUAUGAUAAAAUAAAGAAGGUUAAAGUAAUUCCAAAAAAGUGGGAAGGGAAUGGAUUAUUAGGUAUUCAUAUAAGUUAUGAAUUAUUAAACGCUUUAAAUGAGGGUGUAAGAAUAUUAGAAAUAUUAGAAAAUUCUCCUGCAUAUGAAAGUAAAUUAAUAGAAUACGAAGAUUUUAUUAUUGGAUAUGAUAAAGGUAUUUUUAGAAAUCAAGAUGAAUUUAUGAGUUAUAUUAAUAUGAAUAAUAUUAUAAAAGAUAAUUCGGAAGAUAAACAAGUCCUAUUUAAAACUUAUUUAUAUAUUUAUAAUUAUAAACAUGAAAAUAUAAGAAAAGUACUAAUUCAACUUAAUCAUUCUUGGGGUGGAAAAGGAUUACUUGGUUGUAAUGUAGCUACAGGUUAUUUACAUAAAAUUCCACUUUGUCAAAUUAAAGAUAAAGAAGUAAAGGAAAAUAUAAAAUUAAACGAGUCAUUCUCAUCAUCUCAUAUUAAGAAUAAUGAAAGUGAUGCAUGUAGCAAUAAUAAAAAGGAACAUUUGAAUAAUACAAAUGUAAACGAUUUAGAAGUUGUUUUAUUAAGUGAUAGUGUUGAAAAAAAUAUAAAUGAUAUAAAUGAUAUAAAAAAUAUAAAUGAUAUAAAUAAUAUAAAUGAUAUAAAAAAUAUAAAUGAUAUAAAAAAUAUAAAUGAUAUAAAUAAUAUAAAUGAAAUAAAUAAUAUAAAUGAAAUAAAUAAUAAUCAAUCAAAUGAAAAGGAUUCAUCACAUAUAAUUCCUUUAUGGAAAAAUGAAUCUGAAAAAUCAAGAAGUGAAGAAAAAAAUUAUAUUAAUUCACAAUAUGUACAACUAAAACAUGAUAAUAAUAUAAAUGAUAUAAAAAAUGAUAGCAAUAGUAAUAGUAAUUGCAGUAAUCGUAGUAGUAAAACACUUGAAGUAGAUAUGGAUAAUAAUCAAGAAACCAUUAAUUAUGAUGAUAAAUUUUCUUAUGAACUAAAAUCAACAUUAGAUGAUCAACCAGAAGAAGAUAUACAUGAAAUAAAAAAAAAAAAGUUCAAAAAUCAACAGACUAUAUUGGAAGAUAUAAAACGAGAAGAAUUAAAUAAUAGUCAUGAAAUAAUAAAUGAAAUAGAUACUUAUAAUUUUAAAAAUGAAGAUAUUAAAGAUGAAAUCCAUAAGACAAAAGUUGAACCAAUCGCCACAGAUAAUGAUAAAACUAGUAAACUUAUAGAUAGCUAUUCUGAUUAUGUAAAGAAAAUGACAAUAUAUAGUAAAGAAAUGAAUGAAAUAUAUGAAAGCAUGAACAAAAACACUGAAAUUUUAAAUAGUAUUAAAAUGAAUGCAACAUUUAAUUAUGUAAAUGACAAUAAUAAUAAUAAUAAUAUAUUAAAUCUAGAUAAUCGUAUUCAUAAUGGUGAAUAUAAAAAUGCAGAUUCCAAAGAAAUACCUAUUCUUAUAAAUCCAUAUGAAAAUACAACAAUUUUAAAUAAUUAUAAAAUGGACAAUAUAACAACAGGAACUCAUAUUAAUAAUAAAAAUGAUGAUAUUUAUUUAAAUGAAAAUGUUCAACAUAUUCAUGAACCCUCAUUUAAUUAUAUUCAAAAUAUAAGAAAGAACAUAUAG